This is a messenger RNA of Akanthomyces muscarius, 19266 nucleotides long. RefSeq lists its product as uncharacterized. Gene Ontology annotation, cellular component: cytoplasm. Lineage: Eukaryota; Fungi; Ascomycota; Sordariomycetes; Hypocreales; Cordycipitaceae. Gene Ontology annotation, biological process: amino acid activation for nonribosomal peptide biosynthetic process; secondary metabolite biosynthetic process. The record is from RefSeq and is a predicted model, not a curated record. The coding region runs from base 1 to 19266 and encodes 6421 amino acids. Gene Ontology annotation, molecular function: catalytic activity; phosphopantetheine binding. The transcript is spliced from 5 exons.
AUGCCUGCUGCCAUGGCGGAUCUAGCCAAGAUUUGGGGCUGGAACGCCAGUGUUCCCAGUUCCAAUGCUUCUACCGUUCACGAGAUCUUCUCCAAGACGGCUCACGCCAAACCUGAUGAACUUGCCAUCUGCGCACAUGACGGCAAUUGGACCUAUAACGAACUUGACCAAAAGUCUACAGAGUUGGCGCAAUAUCUGGUUGCAAAUGGCAUUGGCAAGGGCCAAAUUGUUCCGAUUUGUUUCGAAAAGUCCAAGCAGACCGCGGUAGCCGCUUUUGCGGUCAUGAAAUGCGGCGCUGCAUCGGUUUUACUGGAUCCCAGCCAACCACAAGAGCGCUUGCAAUCUAUCGCACGCCAAACAUCCGCUUCCGUUAUCAUUUGCUCGCAAUUGCAGGCGCCGCUGGCGGCCAAAAUUGUUUCCUGCGAGGCACAUGUAAUACUCAGCGACGACGCCCUCGUUGCCCUCUGCUCGCCAUACCGUGCGACGCAGCUGCCAAAAGUGUCUCCUGCCGACCGACUAUAUGUCAUCUUUACCUCUGGUAGCACUGGUACGCCUAAAGGCGCUAUAAUUACCCAUUCCAACUACGCUAGCGCCAUCCUCCACCAACGAGACGCACACGGGUUUACGUCAAGCUCCCGCGUCUACGACUUUUCCUCAUAUGCAUUCGACGUUAGUUGGUCGAACUUGAUACACACUCUCACUAUAGGAGCCUGCCUCCUUAUCCCCUCGGAUGCCGAGCGCAGCAACGACCUCGCUGGGUCAAUUAUUCGUCGCGGAGCUACACAUGUCGACAUUACACCUUCAGUUGCCCGGAUAUUGCCGGACCAAGUGCUGGAGCAAAUUGAUGUUUUAGUGCUCGGUGGAGAGAAGCUGAGCACAGAACACGGGCAGCGUUGGUCUAAACUCGUCAAACAACUGAAGAACCCGUACGGACCCAGCGAAUGCACGCCAACUGCAACAAUCAUCACUGUCGACCCGAGCGCAGAGUACAGUGGAGCCAUCGGUCGAGGCUUGGGCCUUAACACUUGGAUUGUCAGCGCCGAAGAUGAAGACAAUUUGGUCCCCGUUGGCGAGGUUGGCGAGCUGCUUCUUGAAGGGCCGCUCGUUGGAGAGGGAUACCUGGACGCCACAAAGAAUACCGAUGCGUUUGUGAUUGACCCAGCAUUCUUGGUCAAUGGCGUACCGGGUACCGCUUCUUCCGGUCGUCACGGGCGCCUCUACAAAACAGGCGACUUGGUGCGAUAUGACCAAGAAACGGGAGACAUAAUAUUCAUCGGGAGAAAAGAUACGCAAGUCAAGAUCAACGGCCAGCGAGUCGAGCUUGGUGAUGUUGAGCAUCACAUUCGCCAAGCCAUUCCGGCCGAUUCCGUCGAAGACAUUGUCGCGGAAAUGGUUCAGCCCAGCAACAGCGAGACGAAACUCCUUGUUGCCUUUUUCGCCAUGCACCGGAAAAGCACCGACGAGAACCACUCGGCAGAUCUUACCCAACGUCUGGCCGGAAUUACAGAAGGGCUCGAGGAUCGCCUGCGUGCGUCCGUGCCGGCGUACAUGAUCCCGGCACUCUACAUACCUCUAGCCGAGUUUCCUCUCUCUGCGACUGGAAAGACUGAUAGAAGAAAGCUCCAUUCCCUUGUUAAAUCAGUGGAUCUGGCUGCUGCGACCGGGGCGGCGAGCUCCUUGGGGGCCAGGCGUCUACCCACCACACCGAACCAAGCCAAGCUACUCGAGCUAUGGUCUUCCGUCCUCGGGAUCAGUGAGAUAGAGCUUAGCAUCGAUGAUUCUUUUGUACGACUCGGCGGAGACUCAAUUGCUGCCAUGAAGCUGGUUGCUGCGGCGCGGGACUGUGGCCUCCACGUGACAGUCUCCGACAUUUUCUUCCAUCCAAACCUAGAGCAAAUGGCAAAAGUUUUGACCAAUGCUUCUACUUCAGGUGACGAAGCCGUCUACAGCCUUUCAUCACUAUUCCGACCUGAUACGAACCCGAAAUAUGCUUUCAGUGAGGCCGCUACCUUGUGUCGCGUCGCUGCCUCCGAUAUCGAAGAAAUUCUUCCCUGCACCCCGCUGCAGGAGGGCCUCAUGUCGCUGUCUACAAAGCGAGAAGGUGACUACGUUGUUCGCUACGACCUAAAGCUGCAACCAACCGUCGAUCUGCCUCGAUUAUGUAGGGCCUGGGCCACCGUACUCUCCACCACUCCCAUUCUUCGUACACGAAUCGUCAAUCUUGACAGCGAGGGUCUUGUGCAAGUUGUAUUGCGCCAUCACGAUGAAGGCUCGAACCUCUCGUGUGAGAAUAUUCCUACCCUUGAGAGAUUGACCCAGGAGCAUGGGCAGUUUGGCUUAGCAGCAAGCCUGGGGAGGUUUGACCUCGCCACGGGCGAAGGAGACAAGGCGGGAGUAUACUUUGUCUGGCAAAUGCAUCACGCAAUCUACGAUGGCUGGUCGGUCAACCUUAUGAUUGAGCGCCUGCAACAAGCAUAUCUGUCCGACAACGGCCAAGACACACAAAUCUCCAGCUUCCACCCGUUCAUGCAAUAUAUGAAGAAUGGCAACGCAGAUAAAGCUGCCGAUUUCUGGAGGCAGCAGUCUGCGGGUGUUGAGGGGCAGACCUUUCCGCCACUCCCUGAGCCAGGUUACGAACCCAGAGCUAACAGUUUGUACGAGUUAACCAUUGACAACUUGGUAUGGCCCAUCGCAGGAGGUACCGCACCAUCUGCACUGCGCGCAGCUUUGGGCCUACUUUUGAGUUUCUACACAGAUUCUCCAGAUGCCACAUUCGGCGCCGUCACGUCCGGUCGACAAGCCCCUGUGCCUCAUAUCGAGAGUCUCGUGGCGCCUACCAUCGCAACGGUUCCUAUCCGCGUCUCUGUAAAGCAAAACCAGGACAUCCAAGGUCUCCUGGCUGCUGUUCAGACACAGUCGCUGCAGAUGAUUGCGUUCGAACAAGACGGCCUUCACAACAUCCGGCGUCUCAGCUCCGAUGCCGCGCGCCUUUGCAGUUUUCAGACUCUCCUCGUAGUGCAGCCCGCAGAAGGAGCAAACGAGAGCGGCAAGGCCAUUUUUGCCGAUGCCGCCUCCAACUUGCACGAUGGCGAUGUGUCUGGCGCUGCAGCACUCGGAACUUAUGCCCUUACAAUGGAAUGCCUACUAAGAGAUAGCGCAGUCUCUGUCCGCGUCAUGUUCGACUCGCAGGUCAUCACCAAUCAUGAAGUUCAGCGAUUUUCUGCGCAGUAUGAGCACAUUGUACGACAACUGUGCGACGAAAACAACGCUACUCGUAAGCUGGAGGACGUCAAUGUGACCAGCCAAGACGACCUGCAGAGGAUUUGGGGCUGGAACCAGACUGUUCCUGAAACUGCAAACCUGUGCGUUCAUGACCUAAUCCAAGAGACUGUCAAACGGCAACCACAUUCGCCCGCUGUCAGCGCCUGGGAUGGUGACUUUGUCUACGCUGAGCUCGAUGGCCUGGCGACCAAGUUGGCAUUCCGACUGACGGAGCUUCACGUCGCUGGCACAAUUGUACCUCUUCUAUUUGAAAAGUCGAAGUGGACUCCCGUCGCCAUGUUAGCGGCGAUGAAGGCUGGCGCCGCAUUUGUUGCCCUAGAUCCAUCUCAGCCCGAGGAGCGUCUCCGUACCAUUGUGGCUCAAAUCAACGCCACCGCGAUUAUUUCCUCUGCGCGCAACUCGUCUUUUGCACAAAACCUUAGCUCGGCUGAGAAUGUUGUCCUAGACUCACAAUCCUCCCGCGCCUUAAAGCAUUACAAAGGCCAGCUUCCGACCGUGGACCCUUCAAGCCCUCUGUACUUGAUCUUUACAUCUGGUUCUACGGGCACCCCAAAAGGAGUCAUGAUAUCCCAUUCGAAUUUUAGUAGUGCCAUCUUACACCAGCAGGCAGCCCACGGAUUUCGGCCUACUUCUCGAGUAUAUGACUUUGCGUCAUACGCUUUUGAUGUUAGCGUAUCUAACUUCUUCCAUACCUUUACAAUCGGCGCGUGUCUAUGCGUGCCUUCUGAUGAAGACCGACGGGACGAUCUGGCCGGCUCCAUCCAAAGACUCGGAGUGACACAUGCAGAUCUCACGCCGUCCACUGCUGCGGUCCUUUCAGAAGGAGCACUCAAGAGCCUGACGACGCUGGUGUUGGGCGGCGAGAAGCUCUCUGCUGACAACGCGCGUUACUGGUCGGGCCUGGUGGCACUCAAGAACCCGUACGGUCCAAGUGAGUGCACACCAACUGCGACCCUUCAGCAUAUUACACCAGACGACACCUUUACUGCAAGCAUUGGCAAAGGUCUUGGACUGAAUACCUGGGUGGUUGAUACCGCUUCAGGGCAGACGCUCGUUCCGAUCGGAGCUGUUGGAGAAUUGAUACUCGAAGGGCCCCUCGUCGGCUUGGGAUAUCUCAAUGACGAAAUGAAGACGAAGGAAGCAUUCGUCGAUGAUGCUUUAUUCCUCACGAAAGGAGCCCCUGGCUACGCUGGCCGCGCAGGAAGACUAUAUAGGACCGGUGAUUUGGUCCGCUAUAAUGCAGACGGCAGUCUCAGCUUCGUUGGAAGAAAAGAUGCCCAAGUCAAGAUCAAUGGCCAACGAGUGGAACUUAGCGACAUUGAGAGUCACAUCUCUCGUCACCCGAACACACGCCAAGCUGCAUGCGCAUAUCCAAAGAGUGGACUAUGCGCCAACAAAGUAGUUGGUUUCUUUAGCCUUUCGGGUGUUAGUGACUCUUCAAGUGAAAGCGGCAUUGAGCUUCAAUCCUAUGCUCAUAAGCAGGCAGUCAGUGCUCACAUCGAUGCACUCGAGGUCCUGUUGCGCGAGGCGCUGCCUGCCUAUAUGGUGCCAUCUCUUUGGGUUCCUCUCAAAGAAUUGCCUCUGUCAACAUCCGGGAAACUUGACGCUAAGCGCCUGCGUCAAUGGAUUGAACAGGCUGACGAAAUGACAGUGUCAUCGCUAGCCAGCUUCGCCAGGACCGCCGCAGCAUGGCGCGAGCCUGCCACAGAGCUAGAAAAAGUCCUUUGUUCUGCUUGCAGUACCAUUCUCAACAUUCCAGCAGAUGCCAUCAACUUGGACAAGUCAUUCAUUGCGAACUCUGGCGACUCGAUUUCCGCCAUGCGUCUUAGUGCGCACUGUCGCGCCGCAAAUGUCACAUUUUCUGUUGCACAAUUGCUGAGGAGCAAGUCGCUCGCGAUCUUUGCCGCCACUGGAAUGCAGACAGCUUCCGUGAAACCGACUUCAUUUACGGAAGAAGAAAACAAGAAUUUCAGCCUUUCUCCGAUCCAGCGCUGGUUCUUCGAUCAAGUGGCACACAAGCGCGAUUCGGCAAAGAAUGCUUGGUGCAACCAGGGCUUUUACGUCAAGCUUGGUCAGCAGUUAUCAAGCGAAACCAUGGCUAGCGCUCUGGACAGUCUUGUUCAACACCACUCGAUGCUCCGAUCACGUUUCCAGCACGUGGAAGGGAGAUGGAUGCAAUUCGUCCUACCGCACGGCAACGGAAAAAACUUUAUGUAUUCUCAUUCUCAUGUGUCAAGCUUGUCUGAGUUAGGCAGUCUGACAAUGAGGCGUCAUGGGGAGCUCGACCUAGAGAACGGUCCGGUUUUUUCGGCCGAUUUCUGUACACUGGGUGACGAUUCGACAGACACAUACCUUAUACUCGUCGCACAUCACCUUGUCAUCGAUUUGGUAUCCUGGCGUAUUAUGCUAGAAGAUCUCGAGACUAUUCUAUCUCGCGGCAGGCUUCUAUCCAGCUUGCCAUUUCAGACCUGGAAUGAUCUGCAAACAGCCCAUGCUUCGACGCUUAGUCCAGACUCCGUUCUCUCAACGACAAACAUACACAACAGCAUUGAUUUCUGGCAGUUGCCCCUCGAGAGAGUCAACACUGUUGAAGAACACAGCGUGCGAACAGUCUCUGUGGACAAGGACAUUACAGCCUAUAUACUGUCCGCGGCCAACGACGCAUUGAACACCGAGCCAGUAGAGAUUCUGAUGGCUGGGGUAUGGAAUGCAUUCUUUGCCGUCUUCUCAGAUCGCACCAAUUUGACCAUAUUUAGUGAAGGCCACGGGCGCGAACCGUGGUCCAUGGACGUGGAUAUUUCUCGAACUGUGGGCUGGUUUACCUCCAUCAGCCCCAUCAAUCUUCCGCGGAGUGCGGCAGUUACCAAUUUGGGGCUACUCAGGUACAUAAAAGACGCGCGCCGUCGUCUUCCGGCAAACGGUUGGGCAUACUUUGCCUCCAGGUACCUGAAUGAGCAGGGAAGGCAGGCUUUCGAAAGACAUGGCAGUAUGAUGGAGAUGACAUUUAACUAUCAUGGCCAGUUCCAGCAGCUGGAAAAAGACGACGCACUUUUCUCCAAUGUCACACUCAGCAACGUUCAAGAGCAAGGCCCUCUACUUCCUGCUUCGUCGCUAUUCGGUAUUGAGGUGUCUCUGGAAGACGACAUGGCAGUGUUAUCUGUGUCUGCCAAUCGCUACAUCGCCCAUCAAGAAAUGAUUAAAAGCUGGAUUGAUCAUAUUCCCACGGCUCUUCGCUCAAUUUGCAAGGAGCUUCAGACAUACUCUGGACCGCCUCAGACCCUAUGUGACUACCCCUUCUUGGACCUUGAUUAUCAGAGUCUUGUGACACUUCAGGAAACAGUGAUUCCCGCCGUGGAACUAGCAAAUGGCUUCAAAGUUCAAAACGUUCUCUCAUGCACCCCGACAGUUGACGGGAUUCUGAUCAGUCAAAUCAACUAUGCGGGAUCCUAUAAAACGAUGCAGCGCUUCCGAAUCACAUCCGAGUCGACAGACAUCAUCAGUCUAGAGUAUCUCGCAGAUGCUUGGCAAAAGGUUGUGGAUCGCCAACCCGGCCUCCGCGCGGCAUUUGUUCCCGCUCUUGACAGUGCUUCGGCAUUCUACCAGGUCGUGCUCGAAAAGCAUAUCGCAAAUGUGAUUCUGGUGGAGGAUACUGUCAUUGAUGAAGCAAGUGCGUCAGAUUGGCUGGACCGCUUGGAACCCUUUGAAUACCCUGAAAACUGCCCUCCCCACCGCGUGGUGCUCUGCCGCAUUUCAUCAAGCGAUGUCAUAUGCCAAAUGGAGAUGAGCCACGCAAUCACUGACGGUGCCUCGACCUCAAUCCUGCAGAAGGACUGGGCCGAUGCGUACGCUAACAAUCUUUCAACUACUAACCUAGCUGCGACUACCGAAGCAUUCUCGCAACAUUUUUCAUCUGUCCCCAAGAGUGCGAAGGAUGUGUAUUGGCGAGACAAGCUUCACGGAACUGAGCCAUGCCAUUUUCCACCCAUUUCAUAUAAUGCCGAAGACUCGCAUGCUCUCGUCUCGACUUGUGAAAUCAAUGGAGAAUUGUUGCGUGCUAUUGAGGCGCACUGUGGAACGCUCGGUAUUACGGUCGCCAGCUUUUUACAGACGGCCUGGGCGCUGAGUCUUGCUUCCUACACAAAGACCGACUCUGUUGUAUUUGGCUACCUGGCUUCAGGUAGAGAUGUUCCAAUUCCUGGAAUAGAUGAAGUCGUUGGAGCAUACACCAAUAUGCUUGUUAGCCGCGUCGCUAUAGACUGCCAGGAGUCAAGCAACAGCUUGCUUCGCGCUGUGCACGACCAAACCAUGGAAGACCUCGGUUAUCAACACAGUUCUCUUGCUAGCGUGCAACACGAACUGCUUGCUUCCUCUAAAGAAGCACUAUUUAAUAGUAUCGUGUCAUAUCAACGUCAAGUUGAGAGCCCUUCAGACAUUGGCAAUCACAUUAGCAUAACUGUUCUGGACGGAGAAGAUCCCACAGAGUAUGACCUUGUCGUCAAUAUAAGCCACGGAAAGAGUAAUGUGGAAAUCCUGCUCGAUCACAAGUCCGAUCAUUUGGCCCAGAAUCAAGCCAGCCGACUCCUAUCUCUGCUUCUCAAAUUUUGCUCGGCAUUGAGUAGCGAGUUCGCCCUCAAAGAUUUAGCGUCUUGCAGCGACGAAGACGCUGCCGAUAUAUGGCAGUGGAACAGCACUGUACCUACGACUGUCAACCGUUGCGUCCAUGCCUUGAUCGCAGAAACGACCCUGUCGCGACCCCAAUCCACAGCUAUUGACGCAUGGGAUGGUACUUUUACAUAUGACGAGCUGGACAAGCUAACGACUCGAUUGGCAAAGAACCUUGCGUGCCUUGGAGUGACCACUGGACACGUGGUGCCUUUGUGCAUUGAAAAGUCUCGCUGGACAGCCGUUCUCAUGCUGGGCGUUAUGAAAGCCGGCGCCGCGUCGGUAGUCUUGGACUCAGCUCAGCCUGAGGAUCGGUUGCAGGGCAUUGUCGAGCAGGCGAAUUCGACUGUAAUUCUAUCCUCAGCAAGAAGCCACGAUAUUGCAAGCCGACUUGCACGCCCCGGAACCGUGGCCAUCCCCGUCAGCGACACACUCUUUGCAACAUUGGCCGAGUCUAUAGAGCCUCUACCAGCUGUUUCGCCUUCUGACAGCAUUUACGUCGUUUUCACUUCGGGAAGCACUGGUGUACCGAAGGGAGUUGUUGUUACACAUGCCAAUAUUGCUAGUGCAAUUCACCACCAACGCUCAAGUCUUCAGUUUGAUGAGCAAUCGCGAAUCUUGGACUUCUCAUCCUACAUGUUUGAUGUUGCAUGGUGCAACCUCCUACACGGCUUGUCAGCGGGCGGUUGCGUCUGUAUUCCUUCCGAUGAAGAUCGCAAAGGCGACAUCAUGUCUGCAAUAUCUCGAUUCGAAGUCAACAGCGUGAUCCUGACACCAUCGGCACUGCGCGGCCAUGAUCUCGACGCCCUCAAUGGGCUAAGGAGUCUCCAUUUCAUUGGCGAACCCCUUCGCUCCGAAACGUUUGCAUCUGUGCAUCCAUCGGUUAACGUGACCAAUUUGUACGGCCCUACGGAAUGCACUACGUUUUCAACCAUGGCGCCGGUGGUGGGCAGAGACGCAAGUUAUAUAAGUGUCGGCUUUGGAUCUGGCCUCAAUACUUGGGUUGUCGACCCGACAAGUGGCAACUCUCUCGUCCCUAUUGGCGUAACGGGUGAGUUGCUCUUGGAGGGGCCUCUAGUGAGCGCUGGCUAUCUAGGAGACGAAGCUAAGACCAAUCUUGCAUUUGUCGACAGCCCCAGAUUUAUUCAAGACUUUGGCCGGGUUGGUCGGCUGUACAAGACGGGAGAUCUUGUUCGCUACGAUGCUUCCGGCGCACUGGCCUUCCUCGGAAGAAAAGAUGCUCAAGUCAAAAUCAAUGGCAUGCGAGUGGAGCUUGGCGAUAUCGAAUCCGGUGUCAAGUCUUGCCUUGUGCAAGACUUUGGCAAUAUUGACGUGGUUGCAGAAGUUGUCACGCCGCAGGGCACGUCACAUGCCAUGCUCAUUGCCUUUGUAUGCUUCGGCACAGAGCUAGCCAAGGAAAUGGAUGCGGAUACGCUAAAGAGUUUCACACAUGAAGCGACAAAGCAUCUGCGCGAUGUUCUCACUGCUAGAGUGGCGGCGCACAUGAUUCCCUCCGCCUACAUACCACUACAACAGGUCCCCACCACCGCCAGUGGGAAAACAGACAGGCGUCGUCUGCGGGAGAUGGCAAAUGCUUUAUCGUGGGAACAGCUUCUAUCAACACAGUCCGAAAGUCGACGAAUGCCCGAUACAUACAUGGAGCGCCAGAUGCAAGAACUGUGGUCCAAGGUUCUUGAUGUCGAGCCUAGUCUCAUCGGGGCGGACGACAACUUUCUUCGGAUUGGAGGUGAUUCUGUCGGCGCGAUGCGGUUGGUCGGAGCGGCUCGCGAGGCUGGAAUGAUUCUCUCUGUUGCUAAUAUCCUUCGCAACCCCAAACUGAGCGACAUGUCUCUCUUGACAACUACCCAACGCCCAGAGGCUGUAUCGAUAGUAGAUGCUUUUUCUCUCAUGAGGCCAUUCGAGGGCGAACUCGCUACAAUGAUUGAAGAAGCCGCAAUGGCCUGCCAUCUACGACCAGACGACAUUGUAGAUAUGUAUCCCUGCACGCCUCUCCAGGCAGGUUUACUCGCGCUCACAGCACAACGCGCUGGAGAUUAUAUUAUUCGGUGCGCACUGGAGCUGAAGUCGGACUGUGAUGUUCUGCAAUUCAAAAAAGCGUGGGACUCCGUCGUCAGCAGUACUCCCAUUCUGCAGACUAGAAUCGUCGACUUGACGGGGAAAGGACUUACACAGAUUUCCGUCAAGUAUACUCCGGAGUGGAACACAGAUGCUUCUGCCGCAUCGCUCCGUGAUUACACAGAGAAGGAAGCAGAAGACGAGUUUGCGCUCGGCUCUCCGUUGGCGAAAUAUGGCUUGUUGACAGCGGAUGGCAAAACCUACUUUAUGCUUACCCUCCACCACGCCGUCUAUGACGGUUGGUCUCUAAAUCUGAUCUUUGAUCGGCUCGAGAAAGCAUAUGGCGCCGAAGGUUUUGACAACGCCCAUCAGUUUAACUCCUUUGUCAAGUAUAUUCAAUCAGUUGACAAGUCGCAAUGUGCGACAUUCUGGGACGCUCAGCUAUCCGACUCUGAAGCGCAAGCGUUCCCAGUACUUCCAUCGUCGUCGCACCAGCCAAAGACUGAUCAAAGGAUACUGCACGAAAUUGAAUCGUUGAACUGGGAAAACAGCGCUGUCACACCUUCUUCCGCAAUUCGUGCUGCCUUGGCCAUUCUAGCGUCGACGUACAUGAGUUCACCCGACGUCAUCUAUGGAGCAACCACCACCGGUCGACAAGCUGCGGUUCCUGGUGUCGAGUCAAUGAUUGGCCCUGCCAUUGCAACGGUGCCGGUUCAUAUUUCUGUUCCUGCGGAUGCGCUUGUGACUAUGUUCCUAGCAAUGGUUCAAGAGCAGUCGAUUGAGAUGACCAGCUACGAGCAAAUGGGUCUCCAAAAUAUACGACGGCUAAGUGCGGCAGCGGAGCGACUGUGCGAUUUCCAGACUCUUCUGAUCGUUCAGCCAGCCGAUGAAAGUGCCGAGUGGCAUAGUAAAGUCAUCGUUCGUGAUGUGUACGAAUCGGGCUCCCACGACAACGACGCCCAGCAAGAGUCUGAGACCUAUGCACUGACACUAGAGUGUCUUUUGCGCAAAGAUUCUAUCAAAAUCAAGAUGAAUUUCGACUCAUAUGUGAUGGAUGAUCUGCAGGGGUGGCGCUUUCUCCGUCAGCUGGAGCAUGUUAUUCGACAGCUGUCCGACCCUCAGCCUGGACAGCGCGUCUGCGACAUAUCUUGUUUCAGUGAGCAGGAUUCCAGCGAAAUCUGGAAAUGGAACGCUUCCGUCCCAGAGACUGUCAGCAGUUGCGUGCACGAACUCAUCGUGGACAGUUGCUGUCAGCAUCCAGAAUCCCAAGCCGUGUGUGCCUGGGACGGUAAUUGGACAUAUUCUGACCUGGACCGCCUCUCUACGCAAGUGGCUCACCAUUUAAUCGAGCAAGGCGUACGUCCUGGUCAUAUUAUUGCCCUGGUGUUUGAAAAAUCCAAGUGGAUGCCUAUCGCAAUGCUCGGUGUCAUGAAGGCCGGUGCUGCCUCGGUCGCUGUUGACGCUAGCCAGCCUCUCGACCGGCUUCGCUCCAUCAUCAGCCAAGUAAAGGCGCCGAUCAUUUUGUGCUCCUAUUUGAAACGAGAGCUCGCUUCUACACUGAGUGACAAACAAACCCUUGUCAUAGGGGCUGCCCUAGUAGCCAACAUGUCGCAAGACAAGUUGCAAAAGCCGCUGCCUACCGUUUCACCCGCAAAUCUGCUCUACCUGGUCUUUACGUCAGGUAGCACCGGAACCCCCAAGGGUGUUAUGAUUACACAUUCUAACUUCAGCAGCGCGAUUCGCCAUCAGAAGACAGCUCAGGGCAUUAUUCCAACGUCACGUGUGUUUGACUUUGCAUCAUACGCGUUCGACGUUGCCUGGGCUAACGUCUUGCUGACGUUUGAAGUGGGCGCAACGCUGUGUAUACCCUCUGACAGUGACCGAAAAGACGACUUGAACGGGUCCAUUUCCCGUUUGAACCCGACACAUGCAGACUUGACUCCAUCUGCUGCCCUUGUCCUAUCAGAUGAAUCUCUACGCAUACUGCACAGCCUUACACUUGGCGGAGAGCGCCUUACUGCUGCGUACGCAGAACAAUGGGCCGCGUUCCCUAAUCUCACGGUGAAGAACUCAUAUGGACCCAGCGAAUGCACUCCUACUUCAACUUUUACGGAAGCCAUUACUCCAAGUAACGUUCAGAGCAAUAGCAUCGGCCACGCACAUGGACUGAACACUUGGGUUGCCGACGCGGCCACGGGCCAGUCUCUGGUCCCAAUUGGUGGCAUUGGAGAGCUUCUGCUUGAAGGACCGCUACUCGGAAGCGGAUACCUUGGUGACCCCGACAAAACCAACUUGGCAUUCAUUUCCAACCCCAAGUUCCUGCUCAACGGCCCACUAAGUCAACACCGCCACGGACGCGUCUAUCGCACUGGAGAUAUUGUCAGGUACAAUUCUGACGGUACCGUAGCGUUCGUUGGGCGCAAAGACGCACAGGUCAAGAUCAAUGGCCAGCGUGUAGAGCUAAGCGAAAUUGAGAGCCAUAUCGGUCGCUAUGAGGCUACCCACCAAUGUGUCAUUGUACUCCCAACAAAAGGUCUCUGUGCUAAACGCCUCGUCUGCGUUGUCCAGUUCAAAGAUAUUCCUUCCGAAGAUACCGUCUCAGCACGAAGUGUACAGUUGGUAGCCUCGAAGUAUGAUGACAUCGUCUCGUCUCAUCUUAUGGCGCUUCAAGACCAGCUUCAAACUUCUCUUCCACGGUACAUGAUUCCAACGAUUUGGGUGGUAACCGCAACACUCCCGAUGACUGCCUCGGGAAAGCAAGACCGCAUGUCAGUCAACACUUGGGUGGCUGAGAUGAAUCCAGAAGUGUUUGCGAGAGUCAACAGUUCCGGAAACGAAGCCGCUGUACGAGAACCAGUCACAGAAAUGGAACGCAUUAUCCAAGAAGCAUGCAGCGCUGUUCUUAAUGUGCAGCCUGACAAGUUGAACUUUGCUCAGUCAUUCAUUGCCAAUGGAGGCGAUUCCAUCUCUGCUAUGCGCUUAGCUUCGCAGCUUCGAGUCGCCAAUAUCGCAUUCUCCGUUGCCGAGCUGCUUCAAAGCAAAACAUUGGAAGACUUUGCGCGCUCCGCCAAGAGAACCACAUUGGACUCAGCUACGUACAGUGAGAAGCACGAUACACUCUUUCCUCUCUCGCCCAUUCAGCAGUGGUACUUUGACCAAGACCCGCCCAGCCGCUCUGAGGGGGCAGAAACCUUCUAUAACCAGGGCUUCUACGUCAAGGUAACGCGAGGUGUUCCUACCGAUGAAAUUAUGGCGGCUUUUGCGAAGCUGGUAGAAAAUCAUUCCAUGCUGCGCGCCAGAUUUGAGCAGCAAGCCGGGGUGUGGAAGCAGCGCAUUGUUGCCGCUUCCGAAGGCGUAUAUGGUGUCGGUCUCGCAUCUUACAAGUCGCUGGAUGCCAUCCGCGAUCUCGCACAAGCGAGGCACCGCAGCAUCGACAUUGAACAGGGCCCUGUGUUUUCCGCUGAUAUUUGCGACCUGCACGGUGACCAAUACUUGGUACUUAUUGCGCACCAUCUGGUGAUUGAUUUGGUAUCCUGGCGCAUUAUACUGGAUGAUUUAAAGCUGCUAUUAGAGAGUGUUGACUUGCCAAAGGCAAUGCCGUUCCAGAUGUGGAACGAGCUGCAGAUCGAAAAGGCCCAAUCGCUUGUGCCGACGUCAACGCUGACAACCUCGGAAGCAUCUAACAAUCUCGGAUUCUGGGCAAGUGAAUCCCCAAAUCCCAUUCCCAACAAUAUGUUGGAUCACGACAUCAUGCAUAUCAAUGUUAGUGAAGAGACAACAAGCCUUGUUUUGGGAACUGCCAAUGCCUCUCUGAAAACGGAACCGGUCGAAAUUCUACUUGCCUCUAUCUGGCACUCAUUUCGGGCUUCCUUUCCCGAACGAGAGGGUUUGACAGUUUUCAACGAAGGUCAUGGUCGAGAGCCAUGGUCCGCCGAGAUUGAUCCAUCGCGCACUGUUGGUUGGUUUACCACUCUCAGCCCUCUGCAUGUCAGCUGUUUCUCCUCAGUCAUCGAGCUAGUUCGAACCGUCAAGGACGCCAGGAGACGACUCCCGUCCAAUGGAUGGGCCUAUUUUGCUUCGCGGUACCUCAAUCCCCGAGGACAGGAGGUAUUCGAGUCUCACAACACAGACAUGGAGGUUGUUUUUAACUAUCACGGACUAUUCCAGCAGCUCGAAGACAAAUCGGCCCUGUUUCAAGACGUUAAUCUUGAGGGUGUCUCAGAGCAAGGCUACAGCUGUCCAGCAUCCAGCUUCUUCAACAUCGAAGUUGCAAUCGAGAGAGGUCGGGCUUGCUUUGACUUUUCAUUCAACCGUCAUAUUGCUCAUCAGGGGCGCAUCAGGCAGUGGAUUGCCGGUAUUGACCACUCGUUGCAAGUUAUCUCCCGUCAGCUGGUGGACUCCAAGCCAUCACGCACUCUCUGUGAUUUCGAGCAUCUUGCACUCAAUUAUAGGACUCUCGACUUCAUGUCCAACGACAUUCUCGCAGAGAUUGAGUCUACAAAUCAGUCGUCAGUUCAAGAAGUGCUUCCAUGCUCACCAACAGUUGAUGGCAUGCUCCUGAGUCAAAUGAGAGAGGACAACGCUUAUAAAACCAAGCAACUCUACGAAAUAUCUGCUUUUUAUGGUCAAGCUAUAAGUGUGCAGAAUGCUCUACUAGCGUGGCAAAAGGUCAUCGCACACCAACCAGCAUUACGAACCGUCUUCAUCAACGGCCAAGAUGGUAGUUCUGCAUUCCAUCAGGUGAUUUUGGCAGAGUACAAGGGGAAUACCAUUCUCCUAUCAGCAAAGGAUGAUUUCGAAGCACUGCGGAAGAUACAAGGGAUCUCGAGCGUGGAAUAUCAACCGUCUGUGCCUCCACACAGGGCUAUUUUCUGUCAAACACCCGACAAGCUCUUCUGGCAGCUGGAAAUGAGUCACGCUAUAACAGAUGGCGCUUCUGCGAGCAUCCUAGAGCAGAACUUCAUCGAUUCACUUAAGGGACAAUCUUUCUCUACCAACAUGCUACCCACAAUGCAGGCAUACGCAAAAGUCUUAUCUAGCAGGGACAAGACCGCCAAUACUGCAUAUUGGACGACAAAGCUGUCAGAUAUGGAUCCUUGUCAGUUUCCGCGUCUCUCUGCUGUCACAGAAAAGGCCACUUUUCAGUCGGCGGAGCUCACCGUUUCCUUGGAACAAUCUCAGAUCUCCCGCAUCAUGCAAUUCUGCACAGCCUGUAUGGUGACGCCUGCUAGUCUGCUGAAGAGUGCCUGGGCCCUCACCUUGUCUGCGUAUACUGGCCGCCGCUCAGUUUGCUUCGGAUACCUGGCAUCCGGCAGAGACGUCGAUGUGCCGCAAAUACACGCGUCUGUUGGCGCAUACACAAAUAUGAUGAUUUGCCGGGCCGAAGUUGAUGAUGACUUCUCAGGCAAGUCUUUUGUGCAACAUACUCACCAACAGCUGAUGCAGGAUCUCAGCUACCAGCACAGCUCGCUUGCUACAAUUCAGCACGACCUUGGAGUCAGCCCCGAUCAGCAAUUAUUUGGGUCUAUUGUUUCGUAUCAGCGAGUUGUCGAAACUUCCAAUAACCAGGGCAGUGACUCCAUUAUUUUAAAGAGCAUUGAUGGUGACGAUCCAACCGAGUAUGCGAUUGGAUUGGGUAUAAACCAUGGGUCAACUGUGAUUGAACUUGACCUCAGCUACUCGCUCACGUACUUAACCGAGAAACAAGCUGCGCGGGUUCUGUCCCACAUGCAGUCAGCUAUCGAGGUCAUCAUCGAGGGCAGCCAGCCACUCUCACUCAGCUCGGAUGACUUGCAUGAUAUUUGGUCUUGGAACGCGGCUGUGCCGGAGACUCAGUAUAAGUGCGUGCACGACUCAAUUGCUGAGACGGCCGCAAGGCAGCCAGAUUCGGCUGCUGUCUGCGCCUGGGACGGCGACCUGACGUAUCAGGAACUGGAUACCUUGGCAACCCGCCUUGCCCAUCAUCUCAUUGAGCUCGGCGUAACGUCUGACGCCAUUGUUCCUCACUGUGUCGAAAAAUCGAAAUGGGCCUCUGUUGCAAUGUUGGCGGUAAUGAAAGCCGGGGGGGGCUCCGUCACUCUCGACGUGAACCAGCCGUUUGAGCGGUUAGAGUCAAUUGUCAACCAGGUCACUUCCCCGGUCAUAUUGGCAUCUCCCAGCCAGGUAGAGCUCGCCAGCAAGCUCCACGGCGCCAACGUGGUCAUUAUCAGUGACGCGCUGCUAUCCUGUAUACCUCAAGCGCACCACAUGCUUCUGCCUAGUGUGGAUCCAGCAUGCCGGCUUUACGUCAACUUCACAUCCGGCAGUACUGGCGUGCCGAAGGGUGUAGCAAUCUCUCACUCAAAUUACAGCAGUGCCAUCAAGCAUCAGCAAGCAGCACACUAUUUCAAACCUACCUCACGCGUGUUCGACUUCGCCUAUCAAUCCUUUGACGUGAGCUGGUCAAACUUUUGCCACACAUUUACCAUUGGUGCCUGUCUGUGUGUACCAUCCGAGGACGAAAGAAAAAACGACGCCGCUGGAGCCAUUCGCCGAAUGCGGGUAACUCAUGCGGACAUGACACCAAGUGCAAUCAGCACCUUGUCUCUGGAGACGCUGUCACAACUUGAAACAAUUGUGCUUGGCGGCGAGAAGUUGUCGGCAGAGAAUGCACGAGCAUGGUCGGCAGUGACCAAGGUGCUGAACCCAUAUGGGCCUUGUGAAUGUACCCCGACAUCAACAAUUACGGAGAUUGAUGCAACACAAGCCGCAUCAGGAAUUAUUCCAAUUGGAAGGGGACUUGGGUUGAAUACUUGGAUUGUGGAUGCGUCGGUGGGAGACAGCUUGGUGCCGAUUGGAGUAGUGGGAGAACUUCUUUUGGAGGGCCCCUUGGUCGGCGAAUAUCUUGGGGACAAUGCGAAUGCAACAAGCUUCAUUACCAGCGCGUCGUUCCUUGGCCGCGGCGCACCAGGACACCCAGGUCGUACCAGCCGAAUGUACAAGACCGGUGACUUGGUACGAUACAAUACGGACGGAACCCUGACUUUUGUCGGGCGCAAAGAUGGGCAGGUCAAGAUAAACGGCCAGCGUGUGGAACUCGGCGACAUUGAAUCCCACAUCGAAGCCUGCCUCACCAGUGGAGGUAUACAAGUGGUUACAGAAGUGAUUACUCCCACGGCCGUCAGGAAGUCGAUGCUGGUCGCUUUUGUAAUUGCGACUGGUGAGCAAUUGCGGGAUAUGGAUGAGGCUGGAUUCCAGGACUUUGUCAAGCAAGCCACACAAGACCUCGAGGAGCGCUUGGCUUUGCAGCUUCCGCCAUACAUGAUACCUGCGGCCUACAUCCCCAUUUUGUAUUCUCCUCUGACUGCAACUGGCAAAACUGAUCGCCGGCGGCUACGUGAAAUUGCCAGCGGCCUGACGCGCGAGGAUUUGGCCGCCGCGGGCGGUUCAACCCAGGAGUACCGCGAGCCCAGCGGCGCCUUAGAGAUGUCACUACAGCAACUGUGGUCUACCGUCCUUGACGUUGAGCCCUCUACUAUCAGUGCCAAUGAUGACUUCCUGAAACUUGGCGGUGAUUCCAUUAGCGCCAUGCGUCUUUCAAGAAGACGAUUUGGAUGCCCCACGGCACUCUAUGCUCAGCUUUAUGAGCUGGGCAUCGGCUCGGACACUGUUGAAGACAUACUGCCUGUCACUGACCAUCAGGCGCGUUGCAUUGCUCUCACACACUCGGCUAAUCGCAAUCUCCUGCUAUAUCAUACCAUGGACGGCAGCGGUGCACCCAACAUAAGCAAGCUGAGAGCAACGUGCGCCGCCCUAGUCCAACGAUAUGAUCUGCUGCGCACCGUCUUCGUCGCGCACAACGAUAUUUUCCUGCAGGUUGUUCUGAAAGAGAUUGAUGUCUACGUACCCGUGUUUACAAUCCAGAACGGAACCGACUUUGAUGCGCAGACAGAACAAAUUCGCAAACAUGAUCUCACCAUGCAAAUCCCAUAUGGGAGACCAUUGACGCGCAUCUCAAUCCUACACAACGUUGCACAGCAAACCUACAGAAUCAUUGUUCGCAUGUCCCAUGCCCAGCAUGAUGGCAUGAGUCUGGUCAAGAUGUGGGAUGCUUUCGAAGAGAUGUACAACGAAUCUCUAACCAGCACAAACCGUAUCAUCCCACGUUCCGAAGACAUUCGCAAGGCUAGCUUUUCAAACUAUAUGUUUUCGCUGUCUCGAAUGAACAAGGAAUCUGCUCUGGAAUAUUGGAGACGACUACUCGACGGUUCGACCAUGACUACCAUGACAAAGCCCGCUACGUACAAGCUGAGUUAUGGUGAAGGCCCAUCCAUGGCAGUCGAGAUACCCCGGUCUGCCGUAGAAGGCGGCGAAUUUACAUUCUCAACUAUUUUGAAAUCUGCAUGGGCAUAUACGCUUGCACACGCGACCGCAGAGGAUGACAUUGUGUUCGGCACCUUGACUCACGGCCGUGGUUUGCCUGGAGUAGACGAUGUCUUCGGAGCCUGCGUCAACAUUAUUCCCACGCGUGUGAAGUUUGGUCAAACAUGGACGGCGCGUGAUCUCGUCUCUUAUAUCAACGACCAGCAGAUUGCCAGCAUGAAUCACGAGAAUCUCGGCUCGCGCGAAAUUGUCCGAGCCUGCACGAACUGGGCCACUUGGGCCUUUGCCGGAACCGUCUUGUACCACCACAACUUCGAAGACUCAGUUGCUGCUGAGAAGGCGCGCGGCAUGCACGCGGAAGAAGACGUUGAUCUUGGGGUCGGGGAUCUUGACAUGGUCGACAUUCAUGUCACUUCGAAGGCGCACAAAGACUGCUACAGGAUCGAGCUCAGCUUCGGACCCGGGCUCUUCAGUGACGCGGAGGCGCAGAAACUCUCCUUCCGGCUGCGAGACACCAUCAUCCUCUUUUACAAAGCUAUGGAUACGCCCUUGCAGGCGCCGAGCCAGACGACAUACGCCAAGGCGCUGAGCUCGAAUGCAGACAAUCAUGCGAGGAAUAUCUCUAUAACCGAGGCCGAUGCUGUAGCAGCCCAAAACAACCCAGAUGCCGAAGCGGCGCUGCUACAGGCCUGGUCUGAAACACUCAACAGAUCAUUCGAAGCAUGGAGCACAUCGCCCCUGAACUUUUUUGAAAGUGGUGGCGAUUUAGUGUCGGCCAGUUUGCUGGCAGCGCAUAUGGAGCUCAAGGGGUACUCCUUGAGCGUAGAGGACAUUGUCCGGUACCCGGACUGGAACGCUCAAUUAUCCAUUAUUGAACGCUGUUGA